AAAGCAUUAAGGUUACGUCCCACCUCGUCUCCACUCAUGCAGUCUCCUCCCAUGGCGUGCUUCAAUUCUAAUGAUUCACGCUAAUCUUUCCCUCGAUACAAUGAAAUCUAUCCGAGAUUACUACGUCUCUCUCUCUCUCUUCGUGCUAUCAUAACCUGGGCACCGAUUGACCCAACCAUCUCCUCCUCGUCUACCUCUCGUCGACCUCUGAGUGCUUCCAGGCAGCGAAGGGAUGCCGCACGACUGAGAGGGUGAGGCCGCAGCUAAUUAAGCACCCAUCACCGCAGAAUUCGUCAUCGCAGAGGAGGAAGAAGAUGGGGUUUUGGUCGUUGCUCCUGGUGGCAUCCACACCAGUGGUGCAGGUCCUUCUCAUAGGCCUCCUGGGGGCAUACCUUGCAUCUGGUUACAGCAAUGUUCUUCUUCCCGGUGCUCGAAGGGACAUGAACAAGGUUGUGUUCACUGUCUUCACCCCAGCUCUCAUGUUUGCUAGUCUAGCAAAGACCGUCACCUUCCAAGAAAUCAUAUCUUGGUGGUUUAUGCCUGUCAAUAUCGGGAUCACAUUCCUAAUUGGGGGAAUUCUCGGAUGGAUAGUAGUAAAAAUCUUAAGACCACCAAAUCAUAUUGAGGGCCUCGUAAUAGCUGCUUGUUCAGCUGGUAACCUGGGCAAUCUGCUCCUGAUAAUUAUCCCGGCGAUCUGCGAAGAAGAUGGCAAUCCCUUUGGGGACUACAAGAUCUGCAGCGCCCGUGGAAUCUCCUAUGUUUCUUUCUCCAUGGCGCUUGGAGCAUUCUACAUUUGGACUCAUUCCUACAGUCUCAUGAGGAACGCUGGCAAAAUGUACCAUGCAACCCGAACAGCUAGUCUUGGAGUCACAGGAGCCAAUGAAGGUGGUCAUGGAGUCUCUGUGGAUCAGGAGAGUGUGCUUUCACCACCAGUGAAAGCAGUGCAAGGAAUGGCACAACACCAAAUUGAAAUCCCACUUCUAUCCGGUGGAAACCUACAAGACAAAAAGGUGAACUUGUGGGAUAAAAUCAAGGAAACUCUCCACAAAAUUGUCGAGGAAUUGUUGGCUCCACCGACUGUUGCUGCGAUUGUAGGAUUCGUUGUCGGUGCAGUGCCAUGGCUGAAGACUCUGUUUAUAGGCUCAAGUGCACCACUGAAAGUUGUUCAAGACUCGAUGAAGCUAUUAGGUGAUGGCACAGUGCCCUGCAUCACCCUCAUUCUCGGUGGAAACCUGACGCAGGGGCUACGCAAGUCCGUCGUCAGGCCUGUGUUGAUCGUCGCAAUAGUCUGCGUUCGCUACGUGAUCCUCCCCGCGUUCGGGAUCGCCUUGGUGAAAGCAGCCUAUGGAUUAGGCUUCGUGCCACACGAUCCACUGUAUCGAUAUGUGCUGAUGGUGCAGUUCGGUCUCCCUCCCGCCAUGAGCAUAGGCACGAUGGCUCAGCUGUUCGACGUUGCCCAAGAGGAGUGCUCUGUCAUCUUCCUGUGGACUUACUUGAUCGCGGCUGUUUCUCUUACAGUGUGGUCGACAGUCUUCAUGUGGAUCUUGUCUUAGAAUUCUCAUCAGAAUUAUUGUGUGUUAUAUAUACAGUGCCA
Musa acuminata subsp. malaccensis (wild Malaysian banana) is the source of this 1594-nucleotide messenger RNA. Its product is annotated as protein PIN-LIKES 7. Gene Ontology annotation, cellular component: membrane. The record is from RefSeq and is a predicted model, not a curated record. Lineage: Eukaryota; Viridiplantae; Streptophyta; Magnoliopsida; Zingiberales; Musaceae. Gene Ontology annotation, biological process: endoplasmic reticulum to cytosol auxin transport.